CGACAAGAAAGUGUUGAAAACAAGAUCCUGAACCCGAAAACCUUCCCUGCGGGACCUGCCGAGCAGCUGGAGCUGGUGGGCGAGCUGCUGAAGGAGCUCUCUCAGGGCCAGGCCGGGGAGCGGGGCCCCGAGGAGCGACGGCAGACGCUGCUGGAGCUGCUGAAGGUGGCCCGAGAGGACAGCCUGGUGGUGUGGGAGGAGCACUUCAAGACCAUGCUGCUGCUGCUGCUGGAGACGCUCGGAGACAAAGACCACACCAUCCGAGCUCUGGCGCUGAGAGUCCUGAAGGAGAUCCUGAGGAACCAGCCGGCCCGCUUCAAGAACUACGCCGAGCUGACCAUCAUGAAGACGCUGGAGGCUCACAAGGACUCGCACAAAGAGGUGGUGCGGGCGGCCGAGGAGGCGGCGUCCACGCUGGCGGGGUCCAUCCCCCCGGAGCAGUGCAUCAAGGUCCUGUGUCCCAUCGUGCAGACGGCGGAUUACCCCAUCAACCUGGCCGCCAUUAAGAUGCAGACCAGGGCCAUCGAACGCAUCACCAAGGAGCCGCUGCACCAGCUGCUGCCGGACAUCAUCCCGGGACUCCUGCAGGGCUACGACAACACGGAGAGCAGCGUGAGGAAGGCCAGCGUCUUCUGCCUGGUGGCCAUCUACUCUGUGAUCGGCGAGGAGCUGAAGCCUUACCUGGCUCAGCUGACCGGCAGCAAGAUGAAGCUCCUGAACCUCUACAUCAAACGAGCUCAGACGACCACCAGCAACAGCAGCAGCUCCUCCGACAUCUCCUCCUACUGAUCCCUGAGCCCACGUCCAGGACCAGGCUCCGCCCCUGAACAUCAGCUGCUGAUGGAAGCCGGAGUCGUGCUGAGGGGCUGCUGUCGUCACGGCUCCGGUUUCUGGAACGUCUUCCCAUCGUCUUUCAAUCGUAGGUCGUCUUCAGGAGGCGGAGUUUCUUGAAGAACCUCCACGCCACCGUUAGAUGAAGACUCUUCAUCCUAAGAUCUCGCUCCUCUUUAAACCCCGUCUCCCUCCGUCCCGCGGACCGAAGGUGACCUGCGGAGUGCGAGCUGACGCUGAGGCGUCUUCUCGCCUUCGUCAGGUGAGUUCAAAGUGGAGGAGGAAGAGAGAUAGAGACGCUCCUUCCUGUGGUUGUCAGUAUUUUUACUCAUUUUAGAACCUUUUAAUCCAUUUAUUUGCUUUGACACAUCAAACCUUAUAAUCGUAUGUUGAAUGUAAAGAGCUUUGAGCGAGCGUCUGCGUGUCUCCCUCCUUUUAACCGCCGGAUCAAACCCGCAGCAAUUUUUUUUACGAUGCAUUUGUGAAGAAAGUGGCACAAACGUCUUUUCAAGGCAGAAACCAAGGGUCCACCUGAAGAGCUUUUAUUUUGAAAUGUGGCAGUUUAUAUGAAAUGAUCAUCCGGCGGGCCGAUGAUUGAAGCUCUGAUUCAAAAACAACCAGAGGAAGAAUCACGUUUAUUAUUUUGGCCCAAGAACCAGCAGAAGAUUUCAGUGUUAUUAGAUAUUAGUUAGUUUAUAGAAACUAAACACGAUGUGAAGAACGGAACCAUCGGUCGAUCUGUGGAAACUCACCAGCUUUUAAUUAUUGAUUCUCCAACACGUUUCUGAUCUGGAUUGAAAAAAAGAAAAUUGAAACUCUUAUAAUGAAUUUAUGAAAAAUGUCUGAAUAAAACCGGGUUGAACUUUAACCGACGCAACCGACCGAGGCUCAUGUCAAAACAUAUUUCUUUAUAUUCGUAAGUUAAAUAAUGAUUUGAAAGAAUUCACACCUUCAAUCCUGGAAACAACAUUUUCCUCCGAAUAAAUCUGAAACUUUGAGAUAUUUAAAAUCUGACGACGUCUUUUAUUUAAAAACAUUUUUCAAUCCGAGACGACAAAAUGAAACUAAAUAAAUGUUAUUGACUCGAGUGAUGAGAAAGAAAGAAGUGGAGUGAAUCUGAAUCUUCACUUUAUAUUUGUGUUUUAUUAGUCUGCUGUCGAGUGGAGACUACUGUCAUUGACUUUCAUUCCAAAAUACUUUAAUAUAUAUAUCGAAUGCACGUGUUGUAUUAGAGUGAGGAUGACGGAGUCUUCAGCGGUUCGUCGACGUCGUGUUCCAGUUGUUUCUCCCUGAACCGAAUGUUACGCCACUUUAAGACUUCGACCUCUGAAAUGUGAAAAACCUGAAUCUGACAGAACGAAGGACGAUCUGAACAUGUGGCCUGAGCCGCAGAGAACGAGGAGACGAGCGAACGAUUCUCGAGCAAUAAGCGGUCCAGAGAUUGUUUCCGUCGCUGGUCAAUGUCCACACGUGUCGGUCUUUCUCUUUUUUGAAGUGCGCACGUCACUGCUGCUUCUGGAAACACUCACAAAGCAACGCUGCACAAAGGUCAAAGUUCAGAAACUCACCAGCCGACUCCGCACGAACCGGCGUUCAGCGUCCUCGCCGAGAAUCAGACGAGAGUGAAGCUCCGGCUGCAGACAGACGCUUCCUCUGACUUUCCAACAUUUGAAGCUGAACUACAAAUGGAACAACACUUUUUUUUUUUAAGUUACUUAUUUUCUUUUUCAUUUGUUUGUCACCGAAUCAAGUUUGCUCAGUGCAGGAGGAGAGGAGCUGCAGGCUGGGAUUCGAACCAGCGGCCUCUUGCUGAGUACGUCUGCCCUCUUAUCAGCUCACUCCGUUAGUUCUCCUCUGAUCCGGCUGUGUGCAGCCGUGCAGCUUCUCGUGUGGCGUCAACAUCUGCUCUGAUUCUCGGCCAGAGAGCGAACGAUAACAAUAAGACUGAGCGUCGGAGGUGACGAAGCUGUGACUGAAUGUUUCCCUCUCUAACACGCUAACGCUCUUUUCUUUGAAUCACGACUGUUACACGUUCUGCACCAGUGCCCGGCGUCGCUUCUCAGCCGAGAGGCGUCCGCUUCACAGAACAAUUCCCUUUACUUGGAUUUGAUUUUGUACAGAGAACUGAAACUCAACGUGUAAAGUGCGUCUGCAUGCGUCCGUCACGGGAGGCGUCGGAUGUUUCCCGUGUUUCUGUCCGGUGUCGUAGAUUCUCCUGAAUGUGUGCCUUUGGCUCGAGAUCAAUUCUGGCAAUAUACCGGUUUGUUUUUCCUGUUCAAUGCUAACCUGAGCUAACCUGAGCUAACCUGAGCUAACCUGAACUAACCUGAACACGACUCGCUGCUUCUUACUAAAGUAAAGUGUCACUGAGGCGACGGAGCAGUGCUGUAAAUACGCUGAAAUGUUUUCCAUGGAAACCACUCACCUGCAUGUUACUUUAACUUCCUCUCUCAGAUAUUUAUAUUGGGUUUGUUUCCUGUGAUGAAUGUACAUAUUUACAUGUUGGUUCUCGCUCCUGUGACUUUGCAGAACUUGAAAUAAACUGUCAGAUUCUA
This is a messenger RNA of Paralichthys olivaceus (Japanese flounder), 3386 nucleotides long. Lineage: Eukaryota; Metazoa; Chordata; Actinopteri; Pleuronectiformes; Paralichthyidae. The record is from RefSeq and is a predicted model, not a curated record.